Molecule: messenger RNA, 5802 nt
Organism: Phasianus colchicus (ring-necked pheasant)
Lineage: Eukaryota; Metazoa; Chordata; Aves; Galliformes; Phasianidae
Product: alcohol dehydrogenase 1
Biological process (GO): retinol metabolic process; retinoic acid metabolic process
Cellular component (GO): cytosol
Molecular function (GO): all-trans-retinol dehydrogenase (NAD+) activity; zinc ion binding
Source: RefSeq, a predicted model, not a curated record
UUCCAACCCUGGCCAUUCUGUGAUUUGUUUUUUUUUUUUUGAGGUUCUUCUAGGAAGUACUAGUCACCGGGUCUUGCCUCCUUAGGCAUUGUGAAAGAAGUCUGCACAUGACAGGAAUGAAUACCAUGGUGUUUUGGGUGUAUUUCCAGACCGAGCACACAGAACAUACUCUACCUUGAAGGCAGAAUUCAGAAGCUUCUUUGUACAUUUUUGUGUUGACAUUUUGUGUUAUGCUACCAAUUUUUUAAUAGCACGACACCUCACAAAUUCCAAACUUGACAGAACAAGGCAACAUCUGAGAUGAGUGGUAUCACUUACAUUUUCCUAGAGGUUCUCAACUGUCUACUUUCAACUUUUUAGCUGUCACUCCACUCUUAGAGAUGUAUGGUUGUGUGGAAUGUAUAGCGACUUGGAGAGCAGAUUCUCUUCUUGCUGGGUGAGAAAUGAGUCCUUUUAGUCUUUUGAGGCUGCUCAUCUGUAUAUGUGGUCUCUUCCAGCCAAUCUGUCAAAGUUGCAGCUUGAGGUCUCUGACUGGUGGGGAAAGGGGCUCAGACUGAGGUGGUUAGAAGCCCACAUUCAAGCAGCUUAAUGAGAGAGCACAAGCUAAACUGGCCUGUUUGGUAUAACAGAAAAUUCAGACAUGAAGACUAGCUGCAUAAUCUUGACAUCAUGGUAGUGAGUUGUUGUCAGUGUAUUACUGUAAGCAGUAUACAGGAGAAAGCAUUUGUUACUUUCAUUGACAUAAUGGCCCAGUUAGUGUCCAUCUGUGAGCUUCACCAAUGGGGGGCUUAUCAGUGAGUCUUCUGCCUUAGACAUGCCAUGAAGAUCAUACAGUUCACAAAGCAUCUCAGCAUAUCAUGUAGUAUCUGCUAUACUACAGGCAGAAAGAGCUGAUCAGUAGAAUUAUCAUAAAUCAAUGUAUUUAUGCAAUUAGAUUGCCUAUGAUCUUUACUGAAAGCAAGUGAAAUUUCUGUGUUGCCUGUAGCUCUGUAUUUUCAAGAUCAAUCGAGAUGAAUCAUGACCACUGCUGUAUCAUGCUAUAAAGGUCUUGGAGGUAGAAGGAGGAGAUUAGUUUCAGAAGAGGAGAGUAGACUAUGGAUCAAUUCCCUGAUGUCUGCUGUGCCCCAGAGGUGAGUCAGGUCACUACCUCUGGACUCUGUUAGCCUCUUUCCACAGGAAGCCUUAAGUCACCCCUUUCUUUUUGCUCCAUGGGUCUUUUAAAUACUUUAGUAGGGAUUCAUGAUCUCUGCUCCUCUAGCCUGGACCAGUCAGGGCUUGCAUCCCUAGCAGGCUGGAGGUACGCCUCUGAGGCUGCUGGAACUUCCUGCUGUCUCUGAAGAUUCACCCAAGAUUACAGGAGUCUGGAACUUAAUCUGGUCCACUGAGUCUGCAAAGGAGCACAAUGACCUUCACACACCCUACCGCACCUGCACCUUCACUUGUGAUCCCUGCUCAUGAUCUGUGGGCAAUACAACCCCUCACACCAGGGCACUGUACCCAGAGAGGGUGAGUGUGUGGGUGUGUGAGGACUGGUGGGGCCUGGGCUUGCUGAUAUUGUUGGAUCCAACAGAUCAGGCAAUCACUUGCAGGCUGUUGCAUGUGUUAAGAAACACCUCUCCUCUCUCUUCUUUUGUUUUCCAGUCAGCAUGACUAAGCAUGUACUCUUUGGUCACUGUUCACUGAAAGCCAUUCCAACAGAUCAAUGAGUAGCCAGAUUGUAAAACUUAACGAGUCAGAGGAGCAGAUAGAGCCACAGAUUGACAGCGUAUGUUUCUUAAGCAGCUUGCAAAUAAUGUGUUUUGAUACAUCAGCUGAGCUCUAAAGAGUGUUAAUAUAAUUCAGCAAAGACUUUGUGUUCCCACGGCCCUGCCAUUUUGAGUUCGGGAACUGCUCGUCCCUUCUCUUUUGCUCCCACAGUGCCCCUGAGAGCUGUAGGUUUGGAAGGCAGCUUCCCAGAGAGGAGGGAAGAGGGGCGAGCUUCCAGCCAGGGCUUGAGCCUUCUUUCCGUGGCAUUGAGGCCAGCCAUCAAUGGGCUAUGAAAAGGGUGGGAUGAGUGUGACAAAGGGUCUGGGAAAACAGUAAGCUGUAAAGACCUCAGCAGAUGGGUGGCUCACUUUCUUGCUGGCACUUUAGAUGUGUAAGGGGUGGGACUCUGAGCUCAGCUGCUUGGCUAAAUGCUGGAGCUAAGCGCUUGCAGAAGCACUUUGUAAGAUCAGCUUCUAGGGCAUUGGACAGGACUGUGGUAUCAGCAGCUUGACCGGCACAAGAAACCCGUGGGAGCAAGAUUCAAAACAGACCUGCCAGCCAACAUGAGCACAGUGGGCAAAGUUAUUAAAUGCAAGGCAGCAGUAUUGUGGGAAGCAAAUAAACCAUUUUCUCUUGAGGAAGUGGAAGUUGCCCCACCAAAAGCACAUGAAGUUCGUAUUAAGAUUGUAGCCACAGGGAUCUGUCGCUCUGAUGACCAUGUGGUGACUGGUGUACUGACUAUGCCUUUUCCAAUCAUCCUUGGGCACGAGGCAGCUGGUGUUGUAGAAAGCGUUGGGGAGAAAGUAACUUCAUUAAAGCCAGGAGACGCAGUUAUUCCACUCUUUGUUCCACAGUGUGGGGAGUGCAGAUCUUGCUUAAGCACCAAGGGCAAUCUGUGCAGUAAAAAUGAUAUUUCUUCUUCACCUACUGGAUUAAUGGCUGAUGGCACCACGAGGUUUACCUGUAAAGGGAAAGCAAUUCAUCAUUUUAUUGGUACAAGUACAUUCACUGAAUACACGGUAGUACAUGAAACUGCUGUGGCCAAAAUUGAUUCUGCAGCUCCUCUGGAAAAAGUUUGUCUGAUUGGCUGUGGAUUCUCAACUGGUUAUGGAGCUGUUCUGCAGACUGCCAAGGUAGAAGCAGGCUCCACCUGUGCUGUCUUUGGCCUCGGAGGAGUCGGCCUCUCUGUUGUCAUGGGCUGCAAGGCAGCUGGAGCGUCCCGCAUCAUUGCCAUCGAUAUCAACAAGGACAAGUUUGCCAAGGCCAAAGAGCUGGGAGCCACCGAGUGCAUCAACCCUAAAGACUUCAAGAAGCCCAUUCAUGAAGUGCUGACGGAAAUGACUGGCCAGGGUGUGGACUACUCCUUUGAGGUCAUCGGCCGUAUUGAAACCAUGACUGAGGCCUUGGCCUCUUGCCACUACAACUACGGAGUCAGCGUGAUUGUGGGAGUGCCCCCUGCAGCACAAAAGAUUAGUUUUGACCCCAUGCUUCUCUUCAGUGGUCGCACAUGGAAAGGGUCUGUCUUUGGAGGUUGGAAGAGUAAAGAUGCAGUGCCUAAACUGGUUGCUGAUUACAUGAAGAAAAAGUUUGUUUUGGAUCCAUUAAUAACCCACACCCUUCCUUUAACUAAAAUUAAUGAGGGAUUUGAUCUGCUAAGGACAGGGAAGAGUAUUCGCAGCGUCCUACUAUUGUAGGAUUCUUGAUGGCUUAGCAGCAGUACAAACUUCAUUCUGCUCCAGUACAACUGAUACGAAUCAGACACUGCUGAAAAGCGUCACCACCGCCUUCGCUUAAAAGGAUCAUGCUCAGCAUCCAGACUUCAAGCAAAGCACUUAGAAUGGAAAUAAUCAUUUUUCUUCUCAUCUUUUAUUCUUUAUUACUGCUGUCAAGUUUCUGCAUUGUAAUGCCUAUUUCUCUUAAUAUCCAAAAAUGAUAUUACAGCCUGUGCUCCUGGAACAGGUGUUAUGAAAGGUUUGCUUUCUGAUCAUUAACUGUGAAUACCAAGCAAUUAGGAAGAAACAAGUGACAAGCGACAGUCUGCAAAAGAUCAAACUAAGAAUCUUACAGCUUUUUGUGCAUUUGUAAUCUGGAAACAGGAACAGAAGCUAUUUCUAAUCAACCACCUUACUACAAACCUGUUCCUACAUCUGAUUGCAUAGUAAAAUGGAAAAAAUUCAGCUAAUGUCUAGCCUAAACUGCCACUAGUACAGCUCAGUACCAUUCCAGUGCAUCCUAUCAGCUGCCAAAACAAAUACAGAAUCUUGCUGCUUUCAGCAACCUAGAAGCGUGGACAGAGGCACUUCUAUCUUGGAAAACAUGACCUACGCCAACUUAUCUUUUUAAAGAGAUGAUAGCCACUUCCAGUAGUCCUAAGUACACAAAGGUAGACAAAGGCUGAAAUAAGGGGACAGAGAAAACAGUGUAUAUCAGCUGAACAUGUCCCUGAGCAGCCCAACAGGGUUAAUGAUUUGAAGACCGGUUUACUGAGCGAUUAGACCUAUCAGAAGGAGCUGCCCAAACAUAUAUGCGUCUACUUAACUCAGCUUGCACAGCAAUUAAAACUCAAACAUCAAGGAUUUCUUUAUGUGGCAUUACCUAUGCAGUCAGGUCCAAAGACUUUCUGUGGACAGUAAAAGCAGUUUAAAGUGCAUGCAAAGUCCAUUUUUGCUGCCUAAGUGCCCUGAGGUUUGGGAACACCAAGGGCUCAGGCACCCAACAGCAGCACGGCAGAACUUGAUCAUCAACCUGUAGAUGUUGGGCUGAACCAGCUGGACAGGUAGUGUGUGAGAAUCAACAGCAUGAACUGGAUCGCUGACAUGUUUGUACAAAGGAGGGGGAGCAGGCUUUCAAUUCUAUGUAACUGAUCCCUGUCUGUAAUAAUUCAGCAGAAACAAGAGGGGCAUAAUGUCUCAGUUCUCAGUGGCUUCUAAGAAAACAUCAUCUGUAGAGGCAAAGCUUCUCUGUAUGAGCUAAGAUAAAUCUCAAUCAUGAGCUCAACAGAAGUAAAAAGUUUGAUUAAACCUACCUAGUAGGAAUAGAAAGAAAUUAAUUGGCCAUGAACACACUGAUGUUUGGCUGAAUUGAUAGGGCUGGGGAAUAGGUUGCCCAGCUGUACUUCUACAGCACAGAAGCCACUGUCACAGCUCUUUUCCCUUUGUCCUAUCACUAUCAGGAUGUGUAAAAAGUCAGUCUCCCUCCUAGUAUAAGCACCCUUCAUCUACUAGAAAACUGCAGUGAGGUUUCUCCAGAGCCUUCUCUUCUCCAAGCUAAACAAGCCCAGCACCCUCUCCCUUUCUUCAUAUGAGAUCCAGCAGCUCUGCAUCCCUCCUUUACUAAAGACUCCAUGCUUGGAUGCAGUACUCCAGAUGGGUCCUCACAAGAGCUGAGUAGAGGGAGACAAUCACCUCCAUUGCCCUGCUGGCCACCCUCUUUUGAUGCAGCCCAGGGUACUGUUGGCCUUCUGGGCUGCAAGCACACACUACUGGCUCAAGACCCUUGUGUCCUUCUCAGCAGGGCUCCUCUCAAUGGCCUCUUCUCCCAGUCUGUACACAUAUCUGGGAUUACCCUGACCCCACUGCAACAUCUUAUACUUGACUAUUGCACUUAGGUUCUCAUGGGCCCUCUUUUCAAGUCCGUCCAGGUCCCUCUGGCUGGUGUCCCUUCUUUCUGUUGUAUCAACUGCACCACUCAGCUUAGUCUCAUCAGUCAAUUUGCUGAGGGUGCACUUGAUCUUACAAUCUAGGCCAUUGAUGUUGAAAAGCACCAAUCCCAAGACUGACCCCUUAGGGACAUGACUCAUGACCAGUUUCCAUCUAGACAUAGAGCCACUGACCACAACCCUCUGGCUGUCACCAUCCAACAAAUUCUUUUUUCACCAAAUAGUCCAGCCUCCAAGUCUAUAUCUCUCCAAUUUAGAAAUGAUGAUGUGGUAUGGGACCAUAUCAAAGGCCCUGCAGAAGCCCAGGUAGAUUACAUCAAUUGCCCUUCCUUUAUUAACCACUGCCAUCACUUUAUCAUAGAAGACCACCAGAUUGGUCAGACACAACGUGCCCUUAA